Messenger RNA from Patiria miniata (bat star), 1869 nucleotides. Its product is annotated as cholesterol 24-hydroxylase-like. Gene Ontology annotation, molecular function: iron ion binding; heme binding; cholesterol 24-hydroxylase activity. Lineage: Eukaryota; Metazoa; Echinodermata; Asteroidea; Valvatida; Asterinidae. The transcript has 14 exons. Bases 140 to 1690 code for a protein of 516 amino acids. Gene Ontology annotation, biological process: cholesterol catabolic process. The record is from RefSeq and is a predicted model, not a curated record.
UACAUAAUCCACAAUCUUCGCAUUCCGUUUAUUGAAUGAUCUACUCGUCACCUGCGCUGCACCUCUUCGUUAGCUCGCAAUCCUGUAAUUAAUCUUCUGUGAAUUGCGGAAAUAUCAGCUGGAAGUUUGGGAAUCGUUUAUGAUGGUGUCUGCUGGUGUGGUUGCUUUGGCAGCCAGCGCAUCAAUUCUGUCCGUGUGUCUGGCAGCCUUUAUCCUCGCCGUUGUGUUUCUGCACUAUCAGCAUCACAAGUACCGUCAUAUUCCAGGGCCAAAAAGAAGAAGCUUUUUCUUGGGAAAUAUUCAAGAUUUCAAGGACCGUGUAGCUGAAGGCGGACUGUUUGAGGAUGUCGUCAAGGACUGGAGUGAUGAGAUUGGGCCAGUUUGCAUCGUUUGGUUCUUUCACCGAUGUAUGGUCUACUUCCAUGACACUCGGGCCAUUAAGGAAAUCCUGGUGUCCGGGAGUCUCCGGUUCCCUAAAGGCUGGACCUAUGACGGCAUCGCUACCAUCUUUGGAGCUCGUUUCCUGGGCCGAGGUCUGGUGACUGAGAGGAACCAUGCACUAUGGCUCAGGAGACGGGAAAUUUUCAACCCAGCCUUCAACCGCAGCUACCUGAAGACUUGUAUCAAUCAGUUCAAUGCUAGCUCGGAUUUACUGGUGGCCUACCUGAAGUCCAAGGCCGAUGGCAAGACAGCUGUGGCACUCCUACAUGAGCUGAACAAAGCUACCAUAGAUAUCAUAGCUAAGGUUGCUUUCGGUUCCGAUUUCCACCAGUUUGAUUCUGAGAAGGUCACCUCGUUCAAUGAGGAAUUCGACACGGCCCUGAACGGGAUGAAAACACAGUUUGAGAAGCCGUGGCACAAGCUCAACCCGUCGAGAUCAGCGCGGGAAUACCGCAGCAAGGUACGCAAGGCCAUCGGCAAGUUGAGAGAGACCGGCAAGGUGAUCAUUGAGAAGCAGAUGAACGCUCUAGGCCGAGGGGAGCAACUGAGCAACAACAUCUUGUCCUUCAUCCUUCAAGCCUGCCAGCUUUCCACCUCGGGAGGGCUGGAUAUGGAAGAGAUGGUGGAUGAAUUCACCACCUUCUUUCUGGCUGGCAAUGAGACAACUGCCAAUCUCUUGGCCUCUACCAUGUUAGAACUUGGUCAACAUCCAGAGGUCAUGUACAGACUGAAGACAGAGGUAGAUGCUGUUGUUUCUGAUAAAGAAUUCAUCCCAUAUGAGGAUCUGUCCAAGUUGGAAUACAUGGUGGCGGUCCUGAAGGAGACACUGCGGAUUCACCCCCCAGCUGCUGGUACGGUCAGAACCUCCAUAGCAGACACGGUGAUAGACGGCGUCAAGAUACCCGCUGGCACUACACUGGGUGUAUCCUUUCAUGCUGUGGGCCGAAGCGAGAGAUACUGGAAGAAUGCCCUGCAGUUUUCUCCGGACCGUUUCCUUCAUGGGGAUGAAAGUUCUACAGGUGCUUUCAUGCCGUUUUCAAUUGGCCCCAGGAACUGCAUUGGCCAACAGUUUGCAUUGAUCGAAGCUCGUGUGCUGUUAGCCAAACUCCUGCAGGCUUUCAACUUCAGUCUGGUUCCAGGACAAGACUUGGGAUUCAUUGUGGAAACCACCAUGAAACCGAAGGACGGAUGCCAGGUCUUGAUAACACCAGUUGAGGGCGGUAUUCAACAUCCAACCAGCAGCCAGUAAUCACGGAAACACCAAAAACCUCUCAUUGGACAUCAUGUGGGCAAUAAUAUAAGAUCGGAUGGCUUUGAGGGAAUAUACAGGAAUACAUUGCAUGAGCUGUUACAGUAUAGCACUCGUCUGUGCUUUGUGUAAUAUUGUUAUAGCGAGUGCAAUAUAUUCUUGUAUUCCCCCUUCCCCCC